AUGAUGGAUGUGAUAAAUCUGGACAGUGUUAUUAUUCGAUUAUCCAACUUUCCAUUGGAUUGUUCGCCUAGUCAGGAUGUUUUUAAUGAGCUCGAUGGUCUAUUCUCACACUUGGAGAACUGUUGUCGCGCGGAAAUUGAGGAAUGCAGGUGGGUUUCGACAUUUUUUUGAUUAUUCUCGAUUUUAGGGCUAAACAGCAAUAUUUUUUGAUUUUUCCGGUUAAAAAAUAGUCAUGUAAAAUUCGCACAACUGUAGUUUUUCUCUUCUGACUAUUGAUUGACAGCUUUGGGUUUAUUUUUUUCUAAAUAUUGGCGUUCUUCGGACACCUUAUGGAGAACCUAAAUUAUUCAAAGAUGUAUAACACCCUUUUAAAAACCUGUAUUCAGGCUUCCUCGAUACCUUGAGCUGACAUGCGACUCCAAAUUGAUAUUUAUGCGGGUAUUGAGCUUGCGAAAAGCAUUGGAGUCAGGCAUUCAACUUGAUCUGGACGAAAAAUACAACGAAACGCAUAGUGCAAUAUGGAAGGUACUAAAAAUGAGCUUCGAAGAGGACAUCAGACGAGUGGAAGCUAGUCUAGGUAUGGUUUUGUUUUAUUUUUCGGGCUUUAGAAGUAUAUUUUUUCUACCAUCAAUCUUGGCUAUGGAUAAUAUAAUUUCCCUCCAAAUUUUAGGUCUUGUUGGUGCCGUUGGAGAGUUGUUAAUUUUAUAUGUGAACGUAUACAAUAUCCGCCGAGAAAAGGCCUAUACCGAUACGAUUCGGGCCAUUGGCAAUUUGCUGACGAACCUGACCUUUGGAAAUAGCCAAAGUAAAAAAAGAUUAUGUGCUCAUUAUGGAUUUUUGGAGACUGUGACUCAGGUUAUCGAUGAAAUUCCGGAAAUGACUCAGGUAUUAAUGUGUGGAGUGCUUCAUAAACACUUUUGUUUUGUGAUUUGUGUUUCAGCAUUAAAAAAUUUUUGUGUUCACUUGUUUUGCUUGAAUUUCCCGUGUCAUUUUGCUGCUGAUUGCUUAUUUACCGCCUUCGCCACAUUUCUCUCCUCGUUCUUGUUUUGCUUUCCCUUUCUAUUCUCAGAAACGUAAUCCAAUCGAAUCCUAUUUUGCAGGCAUAUGGCGCGCUUAUUCGAAAUCUGUCCUGGAAUGCGGACAUGGGGAUGAUGUUGGCCCUUCAAAAAACGGUGCAGCCUUUGGCCAUGGCCUCAGUCAAACUCUAUAAACAAAAACUUGACCGAAAUUCUCAUGAAGAACAAAAGUGUUUACACUCGACUUUUGCCGCGCUCUGGAAUCUGGCCGGACAUUCGACCGAAAAUAAGCGAGCGAUCUGCGAAACGCCACUUUUUAUCCCAUAUCUUGUCGCCCAACUCAACACCGAGCCCGAAGCCACAGCCUUUGUUGAAAAUGCCUCAGGCGUCUUGAAAUACAUCGCGGCAAUCAUUGCCACCUCGCCGCAUUUAUUGAAAAUAGCGCAUGAAGCGAAAAUUGUCCGUCAUCUCAUCGAUCUCCUCAACUCGAGCUCAUUUACUGUGAUUAUUAACGCCCUGGGCGCACUGUGUCAUCUAGUCGCGAGGGAUGAAAAAACACAAAUGAGAAUUUUCAACAGCGAACAGGCAGGUGUAAUAUUGGAGAGUUUGAAGAAUUCCGCGAGAGAGGACGUCAGAAACGCGGUGAAAACGGUCUUAACCCACUUGAACAGCAGUCAUAUAGCCGCGUAUGCAAUGACAAUGCCGAAUUCGAGGAACGGAAGAAGCGGAUAUUUCAAUAGCCUAAGGGGAAUGAGCUCAUCCUAUGGGCCAGACGAUCCUCAACGAUCGCUCUUGCAGAGGCGAACACAACAUCAUCAAUCCACGUUGCCAAGAAAAACGGAUUUUUAUACAUUAAGAGCACGAGAAAACAGCCCCAAGCUUGCAACACCACCUGUAAAUAUGGCACCGAGUAUUGCGCAGAUUGACCAAACAAAUCCGGCAGCCGAACCGGAGAUUGUGCUGCAAGCUGGCCUAGGGUUUAGCGACAGCACUUUGGCCACUAGAAAUGGAAGUUUUCAAUCCAUUUCGGGCGAUGUCCCCUCGAAUUGGAAGAGUAAUAUGACGACGACUAGAAACAGUGGAAACCAAUCACCCUCAUCGCCGUCAGAUCUGCCAGACAGUCCAAGUCACUAUUCCAAAUUCAGCGACGAUGAGAGCCAAUUCUUUGAGCAAAAGAAGGAGGAGAAAGUGGAGAAGAAAGAGAAGAAAUUACUGCAAUCAGCGAUCGCUUCAGCGUUGCCAAAGCCCAGCAGGCUGAGGGAGAAGCAGGAGAAUAAUCUUGGGAAGAGCUCAGGUAAGAAGAGAAGUUCUUUGGAGCUUAGAAAUUGUUGUUAAAGUGAAGCGAUUAAUGUGUUAUACUCUGUGAAUGCAAUUCUAGAUUCUGGAGAGAGAAUUCUGGAUAAAUGUAUUGCAAGAGUCAUCCCGAAACCAAAGAGAAAUCGGAAUCCCGUGGAAGGAAUGCCCAGCGAUCAAAUGAAAAAGUAAUUGCACUUUCGAACUGACGAUCUUCCCUUAUUUUUUUCAAGGACAAUAGCUCAAGUACACUUUUCAGUAGCUCCAUCCUAGUGCAUCCAAACACCACCGAAAAACUUCGAGACGCGUCUAAUCUGGAGCCUCCGGAUGAGUCAAACGAGUUUGACAAUAUUUCUGAAGACAAUUUCAAUUUGGUUGACUUGCCCAACACGUCGUUUCAUCAACUGCCAUCUGACAUUGAUGUUGAGUUGAGUGCGGAGAGAUUGGUUAUUGAUUGCUCGAGUAUUUCGUUGAAACCAGUGAAAAAUGGAACGCAGAAAAGGUAUGGUUUAAGGGUAUUCAAGAGGAUUAUGGUGUAUGGAGCCUAGGCAUGCAAAGGCCGUCUCGAACGGUCGAUUUCAGCGAUCUUCGGAGAGUUUUUUUGGGCUCAAAUCCUAAGUGGAGAUUGCUGAAAUUAUCUAUUAUAGAGAGGCUUUGUUGUAUAUAUUCAACGCUCGAAUAAGACUGAUCUUUCAGCAGCUACGCAUAUGGCCGAAUUCCUGAGCCCAAACGUCUGACCACCGGCCAGAAAUCGGCGGCUCGAGUUCCCCCAUUCAAUUACAAGUUCCCUCCUCAAAAGACGCUGGACAAAGCCCCCAAACCGAAAAUGAACACAAAAUUCGGAGAGUUCACUCUGACUGAUUUGUAA
Bursaphelenchus xylophilus (pine wood nematode) is the source of this 3177-nucleotide messenger RNA. The record is from the annotation of a GenBank genome assembly. Lineage: Eukaryota; Metazoa; Nematoda; Chromadorea; Rhabditida; Aphelenchoididae.